GAUUUUUUGACGGAGUUGAGGAAGAUGGAGUCUUUAAAAGUGCUAGAUGUUUCCAAAAUUCCAAUAAGUCAAGUGUUCAUGACUACCACUGGAAAGGUCAACCCAAGUGUAGGGAGAACUCCAAAUAAUUUGUGGUCUUUCUUACCACGUGGUUUAGUACAUUUAAAUCUCUUGAGUUGCAAUCUUUCUGAUGAGGCUUUUCCCAAAGAUUUUGGUAACCUACCCUCAUUAAAAUUCUUAGAUCUAAGCAAAAAUCCAAUUUGUAGCCUACCACAAUGCAUCCGAGGGCUUAGGGGGCUUGUUGAACUCAACUUUUCCAAUUGCAAGAGGCUCCAAACACUUGAAGGGCUACCGAGAGUAAGAACUUUCAUUGUGGUUGGUUGCAGGUUGUUGGAAAGAGUAACAUUUCAAUCAAGUUCGUGCGUACCCUUAGAAUAUCUUAGCAUGUAUAACCCGAAGCUAGUUGAGAUCGAAUACCCGUACAACUUUGUACCUAUUGCAAGAUGUGAUGCAGAAACAAUCAAGCUUUUGGGUUUGUGCAACUUGAAAUCCAAGGGAAUCACCAUUCAAAUGUUAUUCCCAUGUAGGAGUUGGGAGUUUUGCAAGAUCAGGAAGUAUCCUAUCCAGGGACUAUAUGAAUAUGGUAUAUUCAGCACGUUUCUUCCUGGGAAUGUGGUGCCAGGCCAGUUCAGCCAUACAAGUAGAGGCUCUUCAAUAUCAUUUACUGUGCCUUUUUCUAACCUCAGGAUUCAAGGAUUGAACAUCUUCUCUGUAUACACAAGCUUUGAUGGUGAUUUUUAUCCUGGUUAUAAUUGUAACAAAUUUAGUCCAAUAGUGACUAAAGUCCAUAAUAAGAGCACAGGAAUGAAGCGUAUCUAUGAUCCAUCAUGCGUUGGCUUUCCAGAUUUAGGAGAAGACAUGAUAUUCUUAAGCCAUUGGAGUUUGGGGAAUGAAGUGAAGGGUGGUGACGAAGUAACAGUUUCAAUGUUCAUGAGAUCCUUGUUUCGAUUAAAUGAGUGGGGCAUCCAGCUUGUAUACAAACAAGAUCAAGAGAAGAUGAUUGCCCAAGACGACGACAAUGCAGUUCCUUCUUUUCCAUCUGUCGUUUUAAGACAUUUGCAAGAAUUCGAGCUGAUACCAAGAACAUACUUCCUCUCCAAUGGACCAAUAUCAAGGAGAAUAUGGACAUUUGGACGUUGUGGGGAGUCGGUUUUGUUUGAUGACAUAUUUGGGGAUGGGGACUCAAACUACUCUGAUCAAGAAACAGACGAAAAUGUGCUGCAACAAGGUGUCCUGAGCAAAAAAAAUAUCCAAACGGUUGAAUCGCUCAGAAGAUGGUUGCUCAACAACCGUCACAAGCAAGCUGUCUCCGCUCAUAGUACGUAUCCUCCACGUCAAUAUAGUAGUAGUACUGACCAAUUGCGCAGCUUAUGGAUUAUAGAAUCCAAUUUGAUAGCUUUGGUUGUUUAUGGCUUGUCUUGAUUCUUGAACGCAAAAGUAUCUUGGACCAUGUAGUUAUACCAGUCUUGAUUGAUACCAUUGACAUUUGCAUUCUGUCUCUCAUUUCACAUUGUUGUGUAAAGCUGUUACGAGUUUCCCAACUGAAUGUGGAAGAAAUAACUCA
Prunus mume (Japanese apricot) is the source of this 1624-nucleotide messenger RNA. RefSeq names its product disease resistance protein RPV1-like. Gene Ontology annotation, molecular function: ADP binding; protein binding. Lineage: Eukaryota; Viridiplantae; Streptophyta; Magnoliopsida; Rosales; Rosaceae. The record is from RefSeq and is a predicted model, not a curated record. Gene Ontology annotation, biological process: defense response; signal transduction.